This is a messenger RNA of Osmerus eperlanus (European smelt), 1982 nucleotides long. Its product is annotated as heme-binding protein 1-like. The record is from RefSeq and is a predicted model, not a curated record. Lineage: Eukaryota; Metazoa; Chordata; Actinopteri; Osmeriformes; Osmeridae. Gene Ontology annotation, molecular function: heme binding. The coding region runs from base 547 to 1122 and encodes 191 amino acids. The transcript is spliced from 4 exons.
GCACUUGAAUAAACUGUCAGGCCGCGACUUUACAAUAUAGGCUACUGGAAAAGGCUGCGCGCAUUAUAUAGAAUAUGCUGUGGGAUGUGUGAUUGACAGGCGCGUAAACAAGUGGGUACCAAUGCCUCUUUAGUGGAAAGGGUGAAUAUCUAGUGCGAAGGAGGGAAGAGACGAGAGGGCGGAGACAGAGUUGGUUAUAUUUGAAACAGUUUAUUCUUUAUCUUAUGAAGUGAGCGAAGAGCCAAGAUUCACAUAUCCAAUGUAGCAGCCCAUUGACUUGUGUCGAUCUAUUUUGGAUUGGGAGUUUGCAUCAUUGGCUACAUCCUGUUGCGCAGAAUCUUUUGGAGAGAAAGUGCGCUCGAGAAGACGCAAGUGUAUAAUUUAGGAGAUUAAAAAAAGAGUUGCGAGAGAUCAUUUAUCUUUUGAGUUUCCUUGUCUCCAACAAGACGCACGGAAAUAAAAAAGAAAAUAGAAAGUUAAACAGGUUAUAAAAGGAUAAAUAAAAGGACUGCGCGCAGAGAGGAGCGAUAACCUGAGCAAAGCGCGAUGUUUGGCAUGAUAAAGAAUUCGCUUUUCGGAAAUACCGAGAAGACGGAAUAUAAAUUGCUCAGCAGCGAGACCAAGGAAGGGAUCAGCUACGAGGUGCGGAGGUAUGACGCGGCCAAGUAUGCGGUGGUGAGCUCGGAGGGGCGGACGUUCGAUCAGGUGACCGGCGAGCUCAUCAGGAAGCUGCUGAUGUACAUCGGAGGGAGCAACGAGGAAGGUGAGGCCAUGGGCACAGCGCCCCCCAUCAUCAUCACAGUGUACCCCAGGGAUGACGGCGUGAUGUCACGACGCCUGGUGGUGGCCCUCAAGAUCCCCACCCAGUAUCAGACCAGCCCCCCGGCCCCGGUCGACUCCGCCAUCAGGAUCACGGAACAGCAGGGCAUGACCGUCUAUGCACUGCAGUUCGGGGGCUUCGCUGGGGAGAGCGAGUACCGAGUUGAGGCGUCCCGGCUGACGCGCACGUUGGGAGAGACCGCCCCCUUCCAGCGCAAACAGUACUUCUGCUGCAGCUACGACCCGCCACUCAAAGUCUACAGCCGCCGCAACGAGGUGUGGUUUAUACAGGAAGAGCCCUAGGGCGUUAGGCUCAACCUGGUAUCCAUCGCGACCCCUUACACUUCCUUGUACAUUUUUUAUGUUCUUGUAGAGCCCAGAUUAUUGGAUAUGUUUACGUGACCCUCCUGAUUGGUUGGUUGGGGGGAGAAGCCUCCAUGUUUCUUUAGCCGCUCCGAUGAUCUCAUAAAUAAAUACAUGAACCUCUGGGAAUGGGUAGGUUGGGGUGAUUCAUUUAGGGUCUUCCUUUUGGUUCCCCGGUCCACUCAUCACUCUAUCCAUCUUCACCCGCUAAAGAGAUCCAUGUUGGAGCCCAUGUUUCUGACGGCCUUCAAGGAAUAUUUUAUUUGACAUUUUACAAAUUACAGCCAUAUCGUACCAUUCUAUCAAAAUGAUAUUCAGAUUUUUUGGUUUGUUUUCAAAUUAAAUAUUCCCUACUGAACAUAUGUCAGUUUGCACCAACUAAGGGUUUAAAUUUGACAUUUACACACAUUUACACGGCAUUAAGCAUUAUUGCCAUUAAUUUACAGCCUGUUGUACAAGUAAAAACUACAAUAUACAAAAUCUUUCAGCCAUUUUGUCAAAAUAGUACUCUAAAUGUUUAGGGUGGGUUGUGAGAACUGGUCGAAUAGUAAUUUAUUUAUUGUUAUUAUAAGAGCAUUGACUUAGUGAUUAUGACAUGAACAAUGUCCAUGAAAAGCAGUUGUGUGUUCUGUGUGCUUGUACCUCAGGUAUAAAACUGUGAUGUUGUAGAUUCAGUUCUGAUUCUUGAAGCUGUACUUUGAAAUAACUGUAUAGUUAUAGUGUGUGAUUUUCUGUGAAAAUAUGGACUGGAGAUAUCUUUGGGGUUUGCUUGCAUUUCACAGCCUAAUAAAUCUUAUGAA